Molecule: messenger RNA, 2583 nt
Organism: Orycteropus afer afer
Lineage: Eukaryota; Metazoa; Chordata; Mammalia; Tubulidentata; Orycteropodidae
Source: RefSeq, a predicted model, not a curated record
AUGGGGCCCCCGAACUGCGUGUCACUCAUCUCCUCAGGAACCCCACUUGGGCUGCUGCUACUGCUCCUGACCGUGACGGCCCUGGGUCGCUCCUCUCUGCGGCUCUUGAACCACCCGAAGCCUGUCUGCUCCCAGCCAGGGCUGAACUGCAGAGUCAGAAAUAGUACCUGCCUGGAUAACAGCUGGGUCUACCCUCAAAACCUGACCCCCUCAUCCCCGAAAGAUGUCCAAACCCAUCUGCGCUUUGUCCACACUGAGGCAGGAGACCUAGUCCCUGUGGUUUACAUCGAAUGGACAUUGCAAACAGACGCCAGUAUCCUCUAUCUGGAGGGCGCAGAGCUAUCUAUCCUGCAGCAGGACACCAAUGAGCGUCUCUGUGUCAAGUUUGAGUUCCUCUCUAGACUGGAGCAUCAUCACAAGCGGUGGCGUUUUAACUUCAGCCACUUUGAAGUAGAACCUGGCCAGAAGUAUGAGGUGACGGUUCACCACCUGCCCAAGCCCAUCCCCUAUGGGGACCCAAACCACCAGUCCAGGAACAUCUCUGUGCCUGGUUGCAAGGACCCCAGGAUGAAGAUAACCACAACAUGUGUGAGCUUAGGCAGCCUGUGGGAUCCCAGCAUCAUGGUGGAGAGACUCGAGAACCACCAACUGCUGGUGAGCUUCAUCCUAUGGAAUGAGUCCACUGACUAUCAGAUCCUGCUGGACAGUUUUCCUCACAUGGAGGACCAUGCCUGCCUUGAGAACGGAAAGCGUAUUUCUGCGCCCGGACAGGAGGAUUUCCCCCAGCGGUACAAUGUCACAUUCCCCAUACAAAACUUGAACUGGUGCUGCCGCCACCGAGUGAAAAUCCAGCCUUUCUUCAACAGUUGUCAGAAUGACUGCAUCAGACACAUCAUGAACAUUAGCUGCCCAGAAGCUCCAGAAAUUCCAGAUUACAUGCCCCUGUGGGCGUACGUGGUCAUCACGGGUAUUGCCAUCCUGCUGGUGGCCUCUGUCAUCCUGUUCAUCAUCUGCAUGACUUGGAGAAUGUCUGGGUCUCAUCAUGAAAAAUGUAAUAAUAACUCCAAACAUACUGAUGUCCUGACCACAGCUGACCUGAAUGCCCCAACCCUGAAGCCACGGAAGGUCUGGAUUGUCUACUCAGCCGACCAUCCCCUCUAUGUGGAUGUGGUCCUAAAGUUCACCCAGUUCCUGAUCACUGUGUGUGGCACCGAGGUGGCCCUUGAUCUGCUGGAGGAACAGGUCAUCUCUGAAGUGGGAGUCAUGACUUGGGUAGGACGCCAGAAGCAGGAAAUGGUUGAAAGCAACUCCAAGAUCAUUAUCCUGUGCUCUCGGGGCACCAGGGCCAAGUGGCAGGCUAUCCUUGGCUGGGAAGAGCCUGCCAUCCAGCUGCGGUGUGACCGCUAUAAGCCUGCUGGGGACCUUUUUACGGCAGCCAUGAACAUGAUCCUACCAGACUUCAAGAAGCCAGCCUGCUUUGGCACCUAUAUCAUCUGCUACUUCAGUGACAUCAGCAGUGAGGAUGAUAUCCCCGACCUCUUCAACAUCACUUCCAGGUACCCACUCAUGGACAAAUUUGAGGAGAUUUACUUCCGCAUCCAGGACCUGGAGAUGUUUGAACCUGGCCAGAUGCACUGCGUAGGGGAGCUCACAGGGGAAAACUACCUGCAGAGCCCCAGCGGCUGGCAGCUCAAGAAAGCCAUGGAUCGGUUCCGGGAGCAUCAGACUCAAUGCCCUGAUUGGUUUGAGCGUGAGAACCUUUGCUCAGCAGAUGACCAGGAUCUGCCAUCCCUGGAUGAAGAGGUGUUUGAGGAGCCACUGCUGCCAUCAGGAAGAGGGAUCCUGAAACAGAAGCCCCUGGUACGGGAGCCUGCCUCUGAGGACUGUCUAGUGGUAGAUCUGAUUAUCAGCAAAGAGGAAAGAGAAGUCUCGAAGCUAGAACCUCAGCUCCAGCUCCAGAGAGAGCCAGCAGCCCAGACCCUCCAAACCGUGGUACUACCUGAGGACAGGGUCCUUCCAGCACAAGCAGUGCUGCUCAUGCCUCUCGCUGACAAAACUGGUAUAGCCAGCCGUCUGACUAUAAUGGAAGAAGGUGAGGCCUGCCCAUUGUUGGAGGCCCCUGGCCCACAGCGGAACGAUGUUCUUUUCCACCCUGUGGAUCCAGAAGCCUCACCUCUCUGCAGCACCCCAAUGGCAUCGCCUGACCACCUCCCACAAGAUGUAAGGGAGCAGCUUGAAGGCUUGAUGUUCUCACUUUUCCAGCAGAGUCUGAAUGGCCAGAUCCAGGAGGUCCUCAAAGACCCCCAUACACCUUACGAGGAGGAGCAGAGGCAGUCGGUGCAGUCUGAUCAGGGCUAUAUCUCCAGGAGCUCCCCACAGCCCCCCGAUGGACUUACAGAAAUGGAGGAAGAGGAAGAAGAAGAGCAGGACUUGGGGAAGUCAGCUGAGCAACUCUCUCCUGAGGCCCUAGAGAACCUGAAGAGCCUCCAGCAACAGCUCUUCUUCCAAGAGCUUCAGAAGAGCUCUGGCUGGGACAGUGUGGAGCUGGAGAGGCUGCCUGCAAAAUGGCAGACAUCUCUAUAG